GGGGCACUGUGGGUAACGUGGCCGUCUGAAGGGGACUUCCGAUCGGGUGCCCCGCCCCCCGCCGGCUAUAGGCCGGUACCGCCCACGCGCGUCUGAGUGGCAGCCUUAAGCAGAGGCGGGGCACCGCUUCCGCCGGGCCAUGGGGCCGCGCGUGCCGCCGGCGCUGUUGCUGCUGCUGCCGGCGCUGCUUUGCUGGGCUGAGGACGCUGCGCCGUCUCAGCCCGCGCCCUCGCCCUCGCCGCAGCCCGCCACGACGAACGGGAGCCAGCCGGACGAGCCACACAACAGAACGCAUGCGUGGGUUCCGGGCGCGCAGGGCUCGGCGCUGCUGCGCUCCUUCUACGUGCUCACGGGCCUCUGUGGCCUGGCGGCGCUCUACUUCCUCAUCCGGGCAUUCAGGUUCGUCAGGCGGAAGUUGUUGCCGCUGCCCUUCCUCAGCCAAUUGGCACCUGUCACGUGUGGGGGCGGGGCCGUGCUGCCACGUGGCUCCCCCAGGGUUGAAGAAACCACAACGGAGAAGGUAUGGGCUCCUGGCCAACACCGAGGACCCCACCGAGAUGGCCUCACUGGACAGUGGUGAUGAGGAGACGGUCUUUGAGACAAGGAACCUGAGAUGAUGCUGAAGGGGGCAGGCGUUCUCAUGGGCCACAGGGGAAGGGCGAGAGACAGCCCAGCUCUGUCCUCGGGCUUUGGUGCCACCCAGCACUCUGGUCGGAGCCUGCGCAGCCUGUCCAAAGCCUGCUUGAUCCCAACCUGGACAACAGGGCCUUACCUCCCCAGAUGCUGCCUUAGCUUGGCAAAAGGAAGUAUGUUGAAACCUGAGGGCCCCCAACCACCACUGGGGACUCUUGAGGUCCCCCAGCUUGACUUGUACCACACCCUACACCCUUCCUGCGUGGAGAUGUGGCAGCCCUGUACUGAGGCCUGAUGGGCAGAUGGACUGAGGGGUUGGUCUCAGAGCAUGUUUGUGCUGAGCUGGGGACAAUAAAUGAGGCAUUGGCUAAUA
Molecule: messenger RNA, 1006 nt
Organism: Marmota monax (woodchuck)
Lineage: Eukaryota; Metazoa; Chordata; Mammalia; Rodentia; Sciuridae
Gene: Fam174c
Product: family with sequence similarity 174 member C
Exons: 3
Coding region: 140-580 (146 amino acids)
Cellular component (GO): extracellular region
Source: RefSeq, a predicted model, not a curated record